Molecule: messenger RNA, 5580 nt
Organism: Ectocarpus siliculosus
Lineage: Eukaryota; Phaeophyceae; Ectocarpales; Ectocarpaceae
Source: the annotation of a GenBank genome assembly
AUGUCGGGGAAGAGGAUAUCGUUGUCAGCGUACAAGAAAAACAAGGCUUUAGCUGUCACUCCCAAGAAAAAGGAGCGGAGACUGGGCUUCGGCGAAUCGGUCAGCACACGGGAGGCGCGCGCGCACGAGCUCCAGCUAGAGACCCAAGUUAUCGGGCGGCUCGACAGCCUGCUGAAGCGGUGCGGGAGGGAUCCGGGCAGCGACCAGGCAAUCAGCAACUGGCUCUGCGCGGAGGGCCUCGAGGGCCAUGCCAAGAAGGGGCUGUCUAGGAUUUUAUGCUACGUUAGGGUGUGGUCCAGAACGUUGCGGGCGGAGGGCGUGGCGCCAAAGGACAAGGACAGGGACAAGGCGGAGGUCAAGGCGAGAGCCGCGUUCGGCGCCUGCGUGUGCGCGAUAAACGCCGUGGACAGUCUCUCCUACAGAUUUGCCGAGAAAAAGACGCCGGAUGCCGAGAACGAGCUGGUCAAGACGGCGGGCGAGGUGCUGGCCGGCAUGAUGGAGGCCGUCGUCGGGGCGGGAUCCAAACCGCGGCGUCGGGGCCUGCACCCCACGGAGCACGCCCAGCUGUCUAGAAUGGUCGACGCCUGGCUGCGACGCGGCUCGGUUCCCUCGCCGUCCCUGGAGAGCAUCGGGAAGCAGCUGCUGGCUCUCGAUCCCGGCGGCGACGCGGUCGUUUCGCCCGACCGCAACGGUGCAAGAGCCGGCAAGGGCAAGAGCUCGAAGAAGCGAGCCGCGUGGGUUCGAGUGCCGGCCGCCGCCGCCAUCGGUGAUUCCUCGGAGGGCAAACAAUCGCCAGGAGACGUGGCUCGCCUGUCGCCGCCGCGUCACCCUUCCUCCGGUGGUGCUGGUGGUCCGGCAGCGUCGGCGGGUGCUGCUCCGCAGACGGAGGCCGAGCGCCACGCGAGCCUGGAGUCCGUUCUGACGGACUUGCUGGCUCGCAACGUGGCUGUGCCCGGGGCCUGGUGGGCGCAGGCGUUCCAGGGUGGCGGGCCGUUCCCGCAGGGGCCGGAGGGGUGCUGGUCGCUGCAGUACCAGAGGGCCAACGAAGACCCGGGGCACCGUCGAAAUCAGGUCACGGGGCUGAUCGGGGCCAACGGGGAUCGUCGCCUUGGGGCCGGCAGCGGCGUAGACCUGGGGAGCGUGAAGACGGAGGCGGCGGGCGCCGAUGGGCUCGACAGUGACGGCGGGGCUCCGUCGACGCCGUCGACUGUUCCGAGCGAGGCGUCGCCGUCGCCGGAAAGGGUGUCCCCGGUGCCGGAGGUGAAGACGGAGGGGGGCAAGGACUCGGCGACUAUUAGUCCCGCCGCCGCUCCCGCCACUGUCAGGAGCGUUGAGAACGGGACGGCGGCGCCGGCAGCAGCCCGGGCGCAGAAAGGGGGAGCGGGGGGCGGCGCCGGCUCGAGCUCGCCCAAGAAGGCCAGGCUGUCGAAGCGCGAGCAGGAGCAGGAGGACAGGCGUCGUCGGAAGGAGGAGGCCCGUCGCGCCGGCAAGGAGAAGGGCAAGGCGAAGGCGCUGGAGAGGGAGCGGCAGAAGAAGGAGAGGGAGAUGCAGAGGCAGGAGAUGAUCGCGGCGUCGAGGAGGAAGAAGGCGGAGGAGGAGGCCGCCAGGAAGGAGGGGAAGGAGGCCAAGGAGAGGGCUGACAGUCUCGCGCGCCGUACCAAGCUGGAGGAAGAGGAGGAGGACGCCGCUGCCGCUGCCGCUGCUGCGCGAGGCCGCGAGAAGGACCGAAGGCGGGACCAGGCGAGGGGGGAGGCGGGAGAGGAGAGCCGCGGCAACGAUAGUAGGUCCAGGGACGGGCAAGACCGCGCCGCCAAAGACAGGGAGAGGAGAGACAAGGGCGGCGCUGACCGGAGAGGUGCUUCGAGGGACAACAAGGAACGCACGAACGGGCGUGGAAAAGACGAGGGCCGGUACAGCGACGCUGCCGGGAGGCUGGACAAGGAGGAGCGGGAGAGGGGAGGUGCCGAGGGGGAUCGUGCGUCGGGUCGGCGCGACAAGGCUGAGGGCCGGCGGCAUCACGAUCUCGGCGAGGGCUCUCGAGGGGGUAGAGAGCACGAGGACCCGUACGAGCGGCAGCGUGGUGAGGAGAGGGGGAGGGGGGACGAGUGGAGGAAGAGGGGCUCGUCGUCGCAGCGGGCGAGAGAGCCGGACUUCGCGGCCGAGGGCGUCAGGAGGAAGUCCGACAACAGCCGGGAGCGCGAGGGCGGUGAGCGGAAGCGGAGGAGGAGUGACCUCAGUGAGUCGGAGGGGGCCAGCGUUAGCGCCAGGCACGACGGGGACAGGCACCCGGACGACCACGCCGAAGACGACCGCAACAGCAGCAACACCCACCGGCCGAGCAAGAAGAAGAGCAAGAAGGACAAGCGUGACAAGAAGGACAAGAGGGGAGACCGGCACUCGGAGCCCCACCACCGGCCGGGCCGGGCGGGGAGCUCGGAGUCAUCGCGCAAGCGCUCGUGCGACUUCGACGCGGCCCCGCAGCUGGAAGGCUACGCCGCCGUCGCCCUGCAACCGGACCCCCUUCAUCGCAGCGCGGAAACCCGCAGGCACCGGUCGGAGCAGGAGUCGGGACGCACCAGCAGCGAGCUCAGAGACGCACCGCGACGGAGUCGCUCGAGGGCGGACUCAGGCCUGUCGCCGAGGCGGGACGAUGGCCACAGCGGGUCGGAGAAGCGUGCCAGGCGCGGUAGCAACGGUGGCAGCGGAGACGGCUACGCCGGUCAGGGACGAACCGGCACCAGCAGAGAACGGCCAUCCGCGCGCAGGGGCAUGACGCCGCGCGAUUCGGUCACCGGUGCGUCUUCCUCUGGUGGCAGCGGCGGCGGCGGCGGCGCUCUGCCCGGCAUGGAGGGCUACGGCUCGGCGUCCUCACCGCCCGCAAGCUUGGAGUUUAGCGGCGGCGGUCUCGGCGGCAAGACGAGCGAGAGAGGGCGUGAUGCCCAUGACAGGCAGGGGCUGGGAAGCUGGAAGGCGCUGGAUGCCUACGAGCCGGGCCUGGGCAGGGACAGCUCCCCGGACGGCGGUGGUCGAAGGAGGAGAGGCGACGGCGGGAAGGAUGGCGGAGCCCGCCCGCGACUAGCGUCAUCCGUGGACCGGUAUGGGCCGGGCGUGGAUAGCCACGGCCGCGGGGGUGGGGGUAGAUCCGAGAGGGAUCGCUCGGACAGGGAUAGGUCGGACAGGGAUGGCGCAGAGAGGGAUCGCGCAGAGAGGGAUCGUUCUGAGAGGGAUCGGUUUGAGAGGGAUCGGUCUGAGAGGGAUCGGUCUGAGAGGGAUCGUUCUGAGAGGGAUCGGUCUGAGAGGGAUCGGUCUGAGAGGGAUCGGUCUGAGAGGGAUCGGUCUGAGAGGGAUCGAUCUGAGAGGGACCGCUCAGAGAGGAGUCGCUCAGAGAGGGGCUCCGAGCUGGACUACUCGCGCGUGGCAGACAUGAAUGGCAGGGAAUCGUCGGGUCGGCGUGGCGAUAUUGGUUCGCACCCUUCGAGCUUGUCCAACGCUCGCGGAAGCCGCUGGUCCCCGGAGAGAGGGACACAGUCCACGGCUGCGCGGGACGGGACCAACCGGCGGCGCCCGGGGUCCCCUGCUAGGGAUGACUCUCGAGGUCGCCGUUCCAGCUCUCGCGACGGGCGGCACUCGAAGAGUGCCGGCGGUGUGAGCACCGGCGGCGGCCGCUCAGCCGCGGGCGGCAUGGGCAACCUGGGCAUGGGGAUGGGCGUGUCCAUUAUCGGCGGGACCCCCGUCCUCAUGCCCGUCGCGAAGAUGAUGGAAGCGUCCCUGCGUGGCGGAGGCGGCGGCGGCGACCGGCAUUCUGCGAGCGGUGGCAAUAGGCUGGACGACCGGGACCGGGACCGGGACCGCGAGCGACACGGCACCGGCAGGCGGGAGGACGAGCGUGACGACCGCUGGGGCGUCAGGUCACGCUCGGAGGACGACCGGGACCGUCGGGGGGGGGGGCGUUCGGAGGACCGCAGCCGGCGCAGCGGAGGCGGCGGCGCUGACAUCCGCAGGAGCAGGGCCGACAGCAAAAACGAGGCGCAAGCCCUGGGGCAGGCGUCCCCCCAGGAACCCGAGGAAAAGCCGGAAGAGGGCGAGCUGGUCCUCGACCCUUCGAUGGGGCUGCCCAACCCGCCUGCGCCGUCCGCGAGGAAAUCUCGCUGGGGGGACGUGGAAAAGGCGGCGACGUUUGCGGGCACACGCGGCGGCGGCGGGGGCGACAGGGGCUUCGUCGCCGCCGCCGCCCGUGGAGAAUCCCGGUGGUCGCAAGAAGAGAGGGGAGAAAAGUUGGUUGGUAGUGACGACGGAGGCAAGCGGGCCCCGGGGGAUGGGGAUGAUGCUGGUGGAGAGCUCACGGUAGCUACCGAAGCAACGUCAUCGAAGAGGAACUCAGCAUCGCCGCAGAGGUCCCCGCGUGGGACAGCAUCAUCGUCGAGAAAGGGAUCGGCGGAAGAGGAGACAACGGCAACGACUUCGCCCGAGAAGGAGACUGAAGUUUCUUCUUCUUCAGCGGCAAAAUCGUCGAAAGAACGCUCUUCCUCGUCGCCGACCGUCACGGCAGACGAACGAGGGGAAUUGAACGAGAGCGGUGAAAGUGGGGAAGCAGCGGCUCCCGCGAACGAUAACCCAGGACCCGAGGUGCUGCCGGAACAGACGGCGACGGUCGAGGACGAGGGACAACAGGAAACACAAGAAGGACGUGAUGCGUCUUCUUCGGCCGCCGGAGCCGAGAGAGAGGCGCCCGUCGAGCGCUCAGGCGCGGAGGAGCCAAGCGACUCCGCAUCCUGCGGGAAGCCAAGCGGAGGUGAAGCGAGCGACGGGCCCGAAGCAGACGCCACACCCUCCCCGGGGGGCGACGCUCGCCAGCCCGGUUCCUUGCAGAGGAGCGAUUCCGACCAUUCGACGGGCGGGACGCCCGAUGCAUCGGCGGCGGCGGCGGGGGUGCGCCACAGGAGGCGUUCUUCCGGCGACAUCGGGUCCUUCCUCAGGAAGGGCGGCCGUAGGAGACCGGGAGAGCCCGCCUCGCCGGCCGCCGCGCCAGCCGCCGACGCCACCGUCGAAACGGCGGCGGACCCGUCGUCGUCUGCUCCGGACCCCAAUAGUCCGGUGGAAGGGACGCCUUCAGCACCCGACAUGGGGGGCUCGGCGGUUGAGACGAAGCCGCAACGGGCGAGCGUGUUCUCGCGCCUCGGGGCCCCGCCGAGCGAAGCUAAGAAAGACGGCAAGACACCCCCCUCUGCCGCUAACCCGUCGGGGACCCCUGAGGCCGCCCCCGCUCGGGGACUGGACGCCUGGGGGAGCAGUAGCUCCACCGCCGCCGACGGUCCAGCGAGCGGCGAAGGCAAGAACGCCGCCGGUGCUACCGCCGCCUCCGACGAUUCACCAGCGCUCACGCCGGUAAGGAGAGUCAAGGGCAGCGGGGACAAGAACGACGGGAGGAAGGUCGGGGGCGGGGCAGGACGGCUCAUGAACGCCGCCCUGUCCAGCUCGCGUGAAAGCGGGCGAAGCGGGAAGAGGGGUGGGGCAGGCGGGCGGGGGCGGGGCGGCAGAGGGUGGGGACGGGGCGGCGGAAGCGGGGGCGGCGAUGGCUGA